Messenger RNA from Solea solea (common sole), 3857 nucleotides. It is a transcript of the gene angpt4, whose product is annotated as angiopoietin 4. The record is from RefSeq and is a predicted model, not a curated record. Lineage: Eukaryota; Metazoa; Chordata; Actinopteri; Pleuronectiformes; Soleidae. The transcript has 10 exons. The coding region runs from base 530 to 2092 and encodes 520 amino acids.
UAGGAUGAGAAGAAAAACUCCUUCUUCUGGGUAUUUAAGGAUUAGUAAGAUCUUAUUUACUUGCAACUUUAACCAUUUUUGUCCUCUCACUGCUUCACAUCCCCAAAUCCUCCUCAGCUUUCGUUCUAACUCUGGGUUUCUUGGAGGAUCUGGACUUUCACCUGGAACAUUGUGUUGGAUCUGGUCAGGAACUCAGCAAUGGACCUUUCCUGAGAACUCUUCAUCAAAAUGAAGACCUGAGGAAGAGAGAGAGAAGAACGAGAAUGCAUCAAAACCAGUGAUUAACUCAUCCAAACCACGAGUGAGGGAGGCUUUCCAGAAAACUUCUUCUGGAGAAGUUCUCAGGAGACCUUCAUGCACUGAGUGGUAGGAGCAGAAAGUCGCCCUGCUCUCUCACACACACACACACACACACAAACACACACACACACACACACACACACACACACACACACGUAGUGCAGUCAGAGAGAGCUCCUCUUGACCUCUGUUCACACUGCAAGAAAACACUUCAGCUGAGGAGAGCGUCAUGCGAGGCCUCAGUCUCAGCCGGGGGUUUCUGGUCCUUCUGCUGCUUUGGUCGCUGUCGGUCCUCGCUGAUGCAGCUGGUGUCGAACGAGGAGGAGCUGGAAGAAGCCAGAGGCGAGGAGGAACAGGAGGAGGAGGUGGAGAGAAAAGGAAGAGGUACCACCGCAUCCAACAUGGCCAGUGCAGCUACACCUUCAUCCUGCCGGAGCUCGACGGAUGCCAGGACGGCACAUCAAACUCAGAACUCUAUGGCGGCUCUCAAAGCAGAGCGAGUCUCGUGCAAAGGGACUCGCCGCCGAUGGACGGAGAAUGGUCAGCUCAGAAACUGCAGCACCUGGAGAGCACGAUGCAGAACAACACGCAGUGGUUGCAGAAGCUGGAGAACUUUGUUCAGAGCAGCGUGAGACGUGACAUCACUCACAUCCCGUCACACUUCGUGCACAACCAGACCGCGACCAUGCUGGAGAUCGGAACCAACCUGCUGACGCACACGGCCGAGCAGACACGCAAACUCAACGUGGUGGAAGCCAAGGUGCUGAACCACACGUCUCGGAUCGAGAUCCAGCUUCUGGAGAACUCUCUGUCCACAAACAAACUGGAGAAGGAGCUGCUGCUGCAGACGUCCGAGAUCAGUCGACUACAGGACAAGAACAGCCGUUUGGAGAGUAAAGUUCAGAUGCUGGAGUCUCAGCAGAGAGGAGAGCUGGAGGACAUGAAGGAGCAGAAGAACAGACUGCAGUCUGUCGUCAGGACUCAGAUGGCGGCCAUCGAGUCUUUGGAGAAGCAGCUGCGCGUCGCCAGCAGCAACAACACGGCUCUGCAGAGGCAACAGGCUCAGUUGAUGGAGUCUGUCCACACACUCAUCAACAUGGUGGCUAGUACCACAGCGUCUCCUCCGGGGAAUCACAGGUGGCGAGACUGUGCUGACGCUUACAAGGCGGGUCAGUCCGUCAGUGGUCUGUAUCACAUCUACAUCGGCAACAGAACUGAACCUGUGCAGGUUUACUGUGACAUGGAGACGAGCCGCGGGGGAUGGACGGUUUUCCAGCGGCGGUUUAACGGCACCGUGGACUUCCAGAGGAGCUGGAGGGAAUACAAGAUGGGCUUCGGAGACGUGUUGGGAGAGCACUGGUUGGGUAAUGAAGUUCUCUACCUGCUGACCACUCAGGGUCAGUACUCCAUGAGGGUGGAGCUGAGAGACUGGGAGGGAAACCCCGCCUACUCCCACUACGACCGGUUUACACUGACCAGUGAGAAGCAGCAGUACAGGUUGUUUCUGCGAGGCUACAGCGGCACAGCGGGGCGACAGAGCAGCCUCGCCAUGCACGGCAUCGGCUUCAGCACCAGAGACCAGGACAACGACAACUGUGACCACUGCAAAUGUGCCAUGAUGCUCACUGGAGGUUGGUGGUUCGACGCUUGCGGUUUCUCCAACCUGAACGGUAUCUACUACAAUGUUGGCCACAACAUCCGCAAACUUAACGGCAUCAAGUGGCACCACUUCAGAGGCCCCAGCUACUCACUGCGCUCCACCUCCAUCAUGGUACGGCCUUACGACUUCUAACAGCACCCCUCAGUCUUCAUGAUAAAACGACCCCUCGCCCUCACGAUGGUACAACCCUGUGGCUCCCAGCACUCCUCCAAAGCAAAGACCUUCCUGAUCAUGUGACCAUCAGGGCCAAGGACCUGACAUCCACUGUGUUGAUGGUACAGUCCUACAGCUACACAGAAGCAAGGGUCUUGCUACAGGGGUGGUCAAACAGGCAACUGCCUGGGGCCCCAGGCUGAAAGGGGGGCCAUGAAAACAGUUCAUUCUGGAUGUUUUUCUGAAAUCGUCCAGGGGGCUUUGUCUGAGGAUGCAAACAUCCACGAAAGUCAAACUGGAAUUUGUCGGAUAUCUUCUGCCAGAACUCUAAGCCAAAUUUCGGGAUUUUGGAUGUUCUCCUGUCAUUGUGAACACAUCCACAUGUGGCCUAUCUUCUGCUGAUUUUCUGACAUAACCCAGAUUUUUUUUUUUCUUUUCUUACUUUCAGGAAUUCAUGUUGGACAACUUUAGUUGAUAGAAAUUACCCUUUUUGAAAACUCCCCUUUCAAGGAAAUGCUAACAGCAAAGUUCUGUGUAAACUGUUAAUACACAAACAGCCAAUUUAUCAGCCUUUGCCUUCAAUUGUGGGGUGGAAUUGAGGAUUUGGUCUAGUUUGAUGUCGGGCCCGCAGGACCCUCUUGCCUUGGGCCCCCAAACUCCUUUGAAAUGUCUCCGAACUUACAGCGACAUCUCUAAGAUCUACUGUGGUAGAAACCAGACUUUAACAGACCCUGAGAAGCCUUCCCAUAAUCGUACAGUACAGCAACCAGUUUGUCCAAAAGGUGUUUCAGGGCCAGUCUUACCUGGAAAUGCUGCAUUUGCCAACAGAACUAUGUGUGAAGACUUAAAAAGGAAAACUUGUGACAACAGUCCAACUGUGACACCGAGUACAAUGUGUUUGUAAAAAGCACAAAUCCAGGGUUCUAAGGUCGUUCGUGGGAGAUUCCGAGAUUUUUGACCAUCUGAUACAAAGCCACUGGCAGAAGUCCAUACCGCUUAUCAUUUUGAGGGUCAUCCCAACUGACAGUGGCUGAUAGGAAAUGGUACAUUCCACGAUAGGUCAUCACGAGUGUUGUGUUUCCUGCAUGCUCGGACCAGGCUCCGCCUGUCAAACUGGAUAUUGGGACAUUCUCCUGCUGUUGCGAACGCAACCAAUCGUCCAGAAACAGCCCGAUGAUUGGAUAACGUUUCUGACUGUGAUUGGACGAGAAAAGACAACUCGCUCUUCUUUGACUCGUGACAUUUUAAAGCUGCACUGCAUGACCUUUGUUGAUGUUUUUGUGUUGUUGUCCGAUGUCGUUCGAUGUCGUUGUUCAGUGUUGUUGUUUGAUGUCGUUGUCCGAUGUCGGCUCACGUUAUGCUACGUAUCUUGCUGACAUGGCAAUCGAGGGCUUUACCAUUCCAAACUGUACCAUGAUGGAAACACGGUAUGUUUGAGAAUAGCCUGUGGGCGUUUGCCUGGACUUUUAUAUCUGUUUUUAUUUUAAACCGAUCGCAAGGGAGUGACGCUUACUCUAGUCAACCAUGAAAUGGGUGCCAAAGAAUGGAACAGUUGGAGCUGGUUAUUUUGGUACUAUAACUAAUGGAAACGCAAAAAAAAACAAACAUGUACCGUACUGUACUAAACCACUCGGUGGAAACACAGCUUUAGCGUGGAUACAGCAGUGCAAUUCACUUUUGAAACGCUUCUUUGUCUUUUCAGUCAGACUCCAGUUUGAAGUCGUCUUACGAGUAUAAUUAGUAC